Lotus japonicus is the source of this 1489-nucleotide messenger RNA. Its product is annotated as DNA damage-repair/toleration protein DRT100-like. Gene Ontology annotation, molecular function: protein binding. The transcript has a single exon. The record is from RefSeq and is a predicted model, not a curated record. The coding region runs from base 59 to 1153 and encodes 364 amino acids. NCBI's taxonomy places the organism in Eukaryota, Viridiplantae, Streptophyta, Magnoliopsida, Fabales, Fabaceae.
UUCAUUGCAAUAUUGCAUUUGCAUCUGCAUUCAACACAAACGACACAAACACAACCACAUGGCUUCCUCACUCUCCUUCCUAACUCUGCUUCUUCUCUUCGCCGUUAUCUCCGCCGUCAAGUCCUGCCCGCCGUCAGACCUGGCAGCACUUACAGCCUUCAAAACUGCCCUGACCGAGUCGUCAUCCCUCGGCAUUUUCAAAACCUGGUCAGGCAACGACUGCCGGAGCUUUUACGGCGUCGCCUGCGACCCCACCACUGGCCGCGUCACCGAUAUCAGCCUCCGCGGCGAGUCUGAAGACCCCAUCUUUCAAAACCGCUCCGGUUACAUGACCGGAAAACUCUCGCCGGAGAUUUGCAAGCUUGACAGCCUCUCCACCCUCGCCGUCGCCGACUGGAAAGCCAUCUCCGGCGAAAUCCCUCCCUGCAUCACCUCACUCUCCUCCCUCCGAAUCCUCGACCUCACCGGUAACCAAAUCUCUGGUUCGAUCCCCGCCGACAUCGGGAACCUCCGGCAACUCACCGUCAUGAACCUCGGCGACAAUGCCAUCUCCGGCGAGAUUCCAGCUUCAAUUGUCAAUCUCGCCGCACUCAAGCACCUAGACCUCAGCAACAACCGAAUCGCCGGCGAGUUGCCCUGCGAUUUCGGAAAACUCGGUAUGCUGAGUCGCGCGUUGCUGAACCGUAACCAACUCAGCGGUUCAAUUCCGGAGUCGGUGCUGAAUAUGAAGCGGCUCGCAGAUCUGGAUUUAUCGUCGAACCGGAUAACCGGUUCGAUCCCGGUCAAGCUUGGAAAAAUGCGGGUUCUUUCUACGGUAAAAUUGGACGGUAACUCUAUGUCGGGUCAAAUACCUCCCACUUUGUUGAGUAACUCGGGUAUGGGUAUCCUGAACCUGAGCCGAAACGGGUUUUCCGGUACCAUACCCGAUGUUUUUUGGGUAAAGUCCUAUUUUAUGUCCCUUGAUUUGUCGUAUAAUAACUUGACGGGUCAAAUACCCGGUUCGCUAUCCGCAACCAAGUUUAUGGGGCAUUUGGAUUUGAGCCAUAACCAUCUCUGUGGAACCAUCCCAAUCGGGUCACCCUUCGAUCACCUUGACCCGGCGUCGUUUAGUUACAAUGACUGUUUGUGUGGAAACCCAUUAAAGGCUUGUUGAUGGGUAACCCGAGAAAUGGAUCGGGUUGUGGGUAGUGAAUAUGAAAUGAUCCAAAGCUGUGAUGUUUUUACUGCAGUGAAGCUAAAGUGUGAUUUUAAUUUUCAAGAUUUGAUGUAAUAAUAGUAUAGUUUUUGUCAUGUGAUUGUAGUAUAAUAUCUAGUGCUAAAGUGGAAAUGGACAAAAAGUACUGCUGAGCAGAAGCAUGUGAUAUUGCUUGUGCGUACAUGUGCAUACAGGAGAGCAUAGGUCAAGUAAGCUCUGAAUGUUCUUGUGUUGCAUGUGAGUUUUCAGAGGUUGAUAACGUGAAAGAUUUGGAUUGUGAUUCCAUUUGGUUGA